This is a messenger RNA of Eleginops maclovinus (Patagonian blennie), 661 nucleotides long. Its product is annotated as neuropeptide B-like. Lineage: Eukaryota; Metazoa; Chordata; Actinopteri; Perciformes; Eleginopidae. The record is from RefSeq and is a predicted model, not a curated record. Gene Ontology annotation, biological process: feeding behavior; G protein-coupled receptor signaling pathway. The transcript is spliced from 2 exons. Bases 68 to 454 code for a protein of 128 amino acids. Gene Ontology annotation, molecular function: G protein-coupled receptor binding.
GUGAGCGGUGACCAUAAGGACCACCAGAGAGUUAGAGGUGCGCAGGAACAAGCUUGAAAAUCUCGACAUGGAAAUGAACGCUAAACUCGUGCUCCCAAUCGUGAUCAUCUCCGCGCUGGUGGCUUGCAGUCCGACGCAGGCAUGGUACAAGCAGGUGGCUGGUCCAAGCUACUAUUCGGUGGGCAGGGCGUCCGGAUUGCUGUCCGGUAUCCGCAGAUCACCGUACAUCAGGAGAGCCGAGCCGGACUCCUCAGACAGCGACGAGCUGGCGACCAACAGCGUGUUUCCUGAACUCGCUCAGAACAAUUUCCUCCGAAAGACGAUGCCUGUUUGCAUCAAAGACAUCACACCCGACCUGCAGAGCUGUGAACUCUUCCAGGAAAGCAAGGGUUCGUUUAAGUGCAAAGCAGACGUCCUCCUCACACUGGACUCCGCAGACUGUGCAGGAGAGUGAGCCAUGAAGCCGACAUCUGGGCCGGAUGAUGAAGACUACUUAUUUAUAAAACUGUAGGCUAUCUCUCACUUUUAGAGUGAGCUUAUUUUGACGCCAUGUUGUAUUAGUUAGAAGACAUGCUAUUUUUAGUUUACCAUUUCACUUAUUUAUUAUACAAGUCUUUAAAACAUUAAUCUGUAAAAGUAAUGUAUUAAUGUACAUUUUUGA